AUGGUGUUCGGUCAGCUGUAUGCCCUUUUCAUCUUCACGUUAUCAUGUUGUAUUUCCAAAACUGUGCAAGCAGAUUCAUCCAAGGAAAGCUCUUCCUUUAUUUCGUUCGACAAAGAGAGUAACUGGGAUACCAUCAGCACUAUAUCUUCAACGGCAGAUGUUAUAUCAUCCGUUGACAGUGCUAUCGCUGUUUUUGAAUUUGACAAUUUCUCAUUAUUGGACAACUUGAUGAUUGACGAAGAAUACCCAUUCUUCAAUAGAUUCUUUGCCAAUGAUGUCAGUUUAACUGUUCAUGACGAUUCGCCUUUGAACAUCUCUCAAUCAUUAUCUCCCAUUAUGGAACAAUUUACUGUGGAUGAAUUACCUGAAAGUGCCUCUGACUUACUAUAUGAAUACUCCUUAGAUGAUAAAAGCAUCGUUUUGUUCAAGUUUACCUCGGAUGCCUACGAUUUGAAAAAAUUAGAUGAAUUUAUUGAUUCUUGCUUAUCGUUUUUGGAAGAUAAAUCUGGCGACAAUUUGACUGUGGUUAUUAACUCUCUUGGUUGGGCUUUUGAAGAUGAAGAUGGUGACGAUGAAUAUGCAACAGAAGAGACUUUGAGCCAUCAUGAUAACAACAAGGGUAAAGAAGGCGACGAUGAUAUUUUAAGCUCCAUCUGGACUGAAGGACUACUAAUGUGUUUAAUAGUUUCUGCGUUGCUAUUGUUCAUUUUGAUUGUUGCACUUUCUUGGAUAUCUAAUUUGGAUAUCACAUAUGGUGCGUUGGAAAAAUCAACAAACCCAAUAAAAAAAAACAAUUAA
Molecule: messenger RNA, 798 nt
Organism: Saccharomyces cerevisiae S288C
Lineage: Eukaryota; Fungi; Ascomycota; Saccharomycetes; Saccharomycetales; Saccharomycetaceae
Gene: VOA1
Product: Voa1p
Exons: 1
Coding region: 1-798 (265 amino acids)
Cellular component (GO): vacuolar membrane; endoplasmic reticulum membrane
Source: RefSeq, marked reviewed